UUCCCUGAAGUUUGUCUAGAGACUGAUUGUUUGCAGCUCUUUGAAGCUUAGAGGAAAUCAAGCGAGACUCUUCUUAUUUAUUUUCUAUUUUGCAAGAUUGUAGAGCAUGAUUUCGUCGUUUCGUUCUUUUCAAGCACAAUUUGGGGGUGAACAUCAUGAGAGGAAUCUCAGUAGACAUGUGAGUGAAAGCUCCAUCGCUAUCACCGAGGAUGAUGAUGAUGACUUGGAGAGGAAGAUUGAAUUGGGUCCUCAAGUUACUUUGAAAGAGCAGCUUGAAAAGGAUAAGGACGAUGAAAGCUUGAGGAGGUGGAAGGAACAGCUUCUUGGAAGUGUUGAUGUGAAUGCUGUUGGAGAAACUCUGGAGCCAGAAGUGAAGAUCCUAAGCCUUGCAAUCAAGUCACCUGGUAGAGAUGACAUUGUUCUUCCAGUGCCUGAGACAGGAAAUCCUCCAGGUUUAUGGUUUACUUUGAAAGAAGGUAGUCGUUACAGCCUCAUGUUCACUUUCCAGGUUGGCCAUAACAUCGUUUCAGGUCUCAAAUACACCAACACUGUGUGGAAAACUGGUAUCAAAGGUAACCAACCUCUCACCAAAACAUGCCAAAUACAACUUUUUUUCUUUGAAGCUUUAUCCUAA
This is a messenger RNA of Lotus japonicus, 634 nucleotides long. Its product is annotated as rho GDP-dissociation inhibitor 1-like. Gene Ontology annotation, biological process: Rho protein signal transduction. Gene Ontology annotation, cellular component: cytoplasm; cytosol; membrane. Gene Ontology annotation, molecular function: protein binding; Rho GDP-dissociation inhibitor activity. Bases 107 to 634 code for a protein of 175 amino acids. The record is from RefSeq and is a predicted model, not a curated record. NCBI's taxonomy places the organism in Eukaryota, Viridiplantae, Streptophyta, Magnoliopsida, Fabales, Fabaceae. The transcript has 3 exons.